UGAGUGGACAGUCAGUGUGAGGAGAGACUUUCAGGGUGGAUCCGUGAGAAGCCGUCCUCUUUUUCUACAUCAGCGACUGUGCCACAAUGUCCAAACCGAAGUUUCAGUCUGAUUGGGAGGAAAUUGAUGUGGAAUAUCAACAAUUACAGGAAACCCACAAAGUCUACCGACAAAAACUUGAGGAGCUCACCAAUCUUCAGGCCACCUGCAGCAGUUCGAUCAGUAAACAGAGAAAAGGCCUCAAGGACCUACGGAACAGCUUGAAGAAAUGUGCCAAAACAUGUGAUGAAAAAGACUUGGAGCUUAUAACGGACAUCAAAACACAAAUCAAAGAAAAAGAAAAUGUCUUCUUUGAUAUGGAAGCUUAUUUACCAAAGAGAAACGGACUUUACCUGAAUUUGGUCCUGGGUAACGUGAACGUAACUCUUCUCAGCAACCAGACAAAAUUUGCAUACAAAGACGAGUACGAGAAGUUUAAGCUUUAUAUGACAAUAAUCCUGAUGUUUGGAGCAAUAACCUGCCUCUUCUUUCUCAACUAUCGAGUCACUGAUGAAAUUUUCAACUUUUUGCUCGUGUGGUACUACUGUACGCUGACCAUAAGGGAAAGCAUCCUCAUGAGUAACGGCUCCAGGAUCAAAGGUUGGUGGGUGUCUCACCAUUAUGUGUCGACCUUUCUGUCAGGGGUGAUGCUCACCUGGCCGGAGGGGCCCAUGUAUCAGAUGUUCAGAAGCCAGUUUCUCGCUUUCUCCAUAUAUCAAAGCUUUGUUCAGUUCCUGCAGUAUUACUACCAGAGCGGCUGCUUAUACAGGCUCCGGGCUCUGGGAGAGAGAAAUCAGCUGGACCUCACAGUGGAGGGGUUUCAGUCCUGGAUGUGGAGAGGCCUCACCUUUCUUUUGCCAUUUCUCUUCUUUGGUCAUUUUUGGCAGCUGUACAACUCGGUGACCCUGUUUCGCUUGGCAGGACAUGAGGACUGUAAGGAGUGGCAGAUAUUUAUGCUGGCGCUGACAUUUCUUGUCCUAUUCCUGGGGAAUUUCCUCACCACGUUAAAAGUCGUCCACCAAAAGAUUCUGAAAAACCAGGGUAAAGUGCAAAAAGACGACUGAGAACAAAGCUCAGAGACACACCUCAGAUUCUUAAAAAAACGGCCAGUAAUUUUCACCAACGCACACGACCGCUAAACAGACUUGACCACGGUGUGAGCAGGCCCGGGAGAAGAUGAUGCUUGAAGCCACUCUUCCUCUCAGGCUUCGAUGAUGGCAGCGGCGUCCAGCCAAAGUUUCUGGCCUAAAGGCUUUUUAUUUUUAUUUUAUUUUGCUUCUAAUGAUCUGCCGUCAAUGUUGCUGCGCAGCCGGGUCACAACACACAAAGUGGCGUCUCUGUGCUAGAUGAACAGUUUGUCGCUUUUCUCCUGUACAUUGAGGAAAGAAUGUGUUUCUUUUGGGUGUUUGUGUCCGUGCAUGAAUAUGUCAGAGAGCCUUCGUUCAGAUCAUUAUGCAAACUAAAGAGAGCAGGUAGCAACAACAAGUGUCAGAGCAGAACAUUGGUUUGCCUUUUGAAGACCUAAAGUCUGUCGUGUACAUUCUUCAUACUUCUGUGAAGUAGUGAUGGUCAAACCGUCUCUGGCUUGAACAAAGCUGUUCAACUUGGCAACCGCAAGUAUACCACUUUUUAUGUGUAGUCCUCAAAUUCCUCGUGUGCUAUUUCACUGCUAACCAGUAUUUUAACUGGACUUACAUCAAGUGUAGGUCCACAACUUCACAAAAACAUACAUGUGAUACUUUACUGCCCAAAAUGACACUUUUCUGAAGAAGAAGAAAAAAAACCCUUUGGUGUAUUUUUUGUAUAUCUGUAGCUCUGUUUUUGUUGUUUACUAGUUCUUCAAAAGAGUCCAACUACAACACAGUUUAUCCCUUCAGGCAGCGGUUACAAAAGCCAUAAAUUUUUCUCUUUUUUUUUUAAUAUAGUAUGACCUAAUGCCUAAACUGGGUUAGCUAGCUCAGUCACAUGAACACAUGACACAUGAAAGCUCGUACUGGCUCAACGGAAAGUGAUUGAAGAUAAAGGAGUUCUUCUUGUGAGCUCAUCCCCAACUAUUACACUCUUGUGUUGUCACGAACAUAAUGCUAGCUAAUUCAUUUAAAAAAAAAAAAACAAAUGUAGGUUUACAAAAUGUUUCAUGGUUAAGAGUUGCUUGUCAAAGAUUUUUUUUUUACGAAAAGGGACAUGAGACGUUCAGCUUUGAUUCACUUAGUUUUGGGUUUUUCAUUACUGUGCUGAGAAAUCAAAAUGUAUUUCUUCCUUUCUAGUCCUAUGGUGUUGUAGAAAUGAUCAAAUGCUGCUAGUAAUGAUUUAAUAAAAGUUACUAACUAAUGGCCAAAUCUUAAAAAACUGUUACUCUUGUUCACUGUAGGGGGGGAGGGGGUUCUCCUUUGGUCCAUGUUUCAUGUUACACAUUGGUUCUUGUUUGUUUUUGAAGCAACGGUUCAGCUGACUUCAAACUAAUGUUUUUUUGUCGUCUGCUUUAUCCCUUCAACCUGUCGUGGCAAAAAAUUCUGUCUUUAGACAAAUCAAAAAGAAGUAGCAUUAUGAUAUGUUUGUCGGGCCCCACAAAGCAAUCAUGCAGAAGAGAAUCAGUUUUCACUUUAAUUUAGGGGGAAUAUUGGAUCACGUGGAGUCACCAGAAUAUUACAUUUGAUACCAGAGCUGAAUGCACUUAACAGUUUGUUUCUCUCCUUUUAAUGAUGUAGCUUGAUGUUUAACAUGUUUUCCAUGGAUCAAUCCAACAAUGUAAACUGGUUCCUGAGUCUGAUCAGCACCCUGAGACAGUUGACAGAUUCUUCAUCUGUGUACGUUACUGUGAAAGAAUAGAUAAUUAAACACAAAAUGAAAAAUAA
Molecule: messenger RNA, 2894 nt
Organism: Labrus bergylta (ballan wrasse)
Lineage: Eukaryota; Metazoa; Chordata; Actinopteri; Labriformes; Labridae
Gene: tmem120b
Product: transmembrane protein 120B
Biological process (GO): fat cell differentiation
Cellular component (GO): membrane
Source: RefSeq, a predicted model, not a curated record